Messenger RNA from Labrus bergylta (ballan wrasse), 4113 nucleotides. It is a transcript of the gene cilp, whose product is annotated as cartilage intermediate layer protein, nucleotide pyrophosphohydrolase. The record is from RefSeq and is a predicted model, not a curated record. NCBI's taxonomy places the organism in Eukaryota, Metazoa, Chordata, Actinopteri, Labriformes, Labridae.
ACAUCAGGGGAAAGCUUGAAGAAAAAUCUUUUUUUUUUUUAAUCUUAAUCCAGGACUUCAGAGGAAGAAAAGUUCACCCAACAAGAAGGCGCCUCCGUUUGGAACCAAACUUUCUUUGUAGUUCCUGUUUUGAAGUGCACAUUAGAAGAGGUGAAAGUUCAAAGAUCAAACAUUGCAGCUGUGUGUGAGAAUGUCGCUGAGGCUUCUUCUUCUCAUCACUGGAAUCACCUCAGCUACUGUUACAGCUCAAGAACCAUGGAGAAGAGACAACAAGGAGUCAAGCCCUUCUGUGUAUCACUCUGAUGACAAUUAUGAUUGGACCACAUGGUUCAAUGUUGAUCAUCCUGGAGGCCCCGGAGACUAUGAACAGCUUGAAGCCAUUCGCUUCUACUACCGUGCCCGAGUGUGUGAAACUCCCCGUGCUAUCGAGGCCAGAACCACUGAGUGGGUACCAGCCCGUGAAACUGGGGAGACGGUCCACGCAGACCCCACUAUUGGCUUCUGGUGCCUCAACGAGGAGCAGGGUCCUGAACGAAACUGCUCCAACUACGCAGUUCGCUUCCUAUGUCCCAAAGAUAACCCAGUGAGCAUGCAGGGUACCUGGGGUCACUGGUCAGAUUGGAGCCCAUGUCCUGCUCUCUGUGGUCAGGUGGGGGUCCAACUGCGUUCGAGAAACUGUCACUCUCAAUCUUUGCCUUGCACUGGGCCUAAAGUGGAAGGAAAAGAAUGCAAUGGACCUGAAUGUCCAAAAGCAGAUUGCUCUCUGCAGUGUGUGAUGGGAAGAGUGAAUGUUGACUGUGAUGCAUGCAUGUGUAAAGAACACAUCCUGCUUGGUUCUGUCCGUGGGGCCGGGGGUCUUACGGCUGAAGGGGCUACCAUCCUUCGCUCUGACAAACUCCUCACCCUUACUGACCACAACGGGCAUUUUCGCAUCCCUGGCAUCUGCCCUGAUGGGAACACCACCCUGACAGUCACCCUGCAGGGUCAUGCCCCUCAUAGUGUUGUCGUGCCACACAGUGCCGAACGUACCUCUGUCCUCACUGUGCAGCUGAAAAGAACAGAAAAGCUUCAUGUGCUAAGCAACCCUGAGGGCAAGGUCAGGCGAGAGGGACAAGCGACUGCCUUCUGCUGCAAAGUGGCAGGAACACCACAACCACACAAGUACCAAUGGUUUCAUAACAAUACUCUCAUGGAGAAACAAUUGGAGAGCACCCUAGUCCUAAAAGAUCUGCGUUCUGAGCAGACUGGAGAGUACUACUGCAGAGCAAUCAGUCAAUCUGGGGCUAUAAAGACCAAACCAGCUACACUCAAAGUCUUAGGUAAAGAUGAGCAUUCAUGUAAUCCCAAACCUGAGUCCCACCUAAUCAGGCUUCCACAUGACUGCUACCAAAACAGUACAGACUCUUUCUACUACAACGUUGGCAAGUGUCCUUCAGGUACAUGUGCUGGACAGCUGGACAAUGGUAUCAGGUGCAAAGACAAAGUGGCUUACUGCUGUGGUGUGCAAAAGAUGGAAGAGAGGCAGCUGACCUGCCAGGGCUAUAAACUGCCCACCAUGGUGGUGACCGAGUGUGGCUGCCAGAAAUGUGUUGAUACCAAGGCCAUAGUGCAUGGUAGGGCCAUUGCUGCAGACAAUGGUGAGCCAAUGAGGUUUGGACAUAUCUUUAUGAAUGGAGUCAGAAUCAGUCGCACAGGCUACAAAGGAACUUUCUCCAUCCAAGUUCCUCCAGACACAGCAAGGCUAGUCUUGACUUUUGUGGAUAACAUGCAGAAAUUUGUCAACACUACAAAGGUACUUCCAUUUAACACUAAAGGAGGGGCUGUUUACCAUGAGAUCAAACUUUUAAGAAAGAAAGCCCCUGUGACCAUCAGCUCUACAGAAACCAACACUCUGGACCUUGGGGAGGUAGAGGGCCAGGAAGCAAUUGUUCAAAUCCAGAUUCCCCCCAAUUCCUUCUACACUGAGAGAGGAGAAGUCUUCACGGGUAAAGUUAACGCUAGUGUGACUUUCCUCGACCCCAGAGACAUUUCUACAGCUGCUGCAGCUCAAAGUGAUCUCAACUAUGUAGGAGAUGAAGGAGAUACCCUGCCCCUGAGAACCUAUGGGAUGUUCUCAAUUGACUUCAGGGGCGAGGAAAACAAUGAGCCCCUGAACGCAGGCGAAGUGAAGGUGUUCCUGGAUUCUGCCCAGGUGCAAAUGUCAGAACAUCUCAAUACCAUGAAGCUGUGGUCACUAAACCCUGAUACAGGCCUGUGGGAGGACGAAGGAAGUCUGCAGUUGGAGAAGAAAAGAAGAGGCAAAAGAGAGGAGCGAACCUUUCUGAUUGGCAACAUGGAGAUCAGAGAAAGACGUCUUUUUAACUUAGAUGUCCCAGAGAACCGCAGGUGUUAUGUGAAAGUGAGAGCCUUCCGCAGUGAACGCUUUAUGCCCAGUGAGCAGGUGGAGGGGGUUGUUGUGAGUCUUAUAAACAUGGAGCCCACAGCUGGAUACUCAACUAACCCUCGUGCCUGGGGCCGUUUUGAUAGUGUCGUCACUGGCUCAAAUGGUGCCUGUCUUCCUGCCUUCUGUGAUGACCAAAAAGCAGAUGCCUACUCUGCCUACGUAAUGGCUAACCUUGGAGGAGAGGAGCUGGAGGCUGUCCCUUCUGCACCAAAACUUAAUCCAAACCUUGUUGGAGUGCCUCAGCCUUACUUGGGAAAGCUGAACUACAGGCGGACAGACCAUGAAGACCCCAGAGUGAAAAAGACAGCAUUCAGUAUCAAUGUGGCAAAACCGAUUCCUAACAUGGCAGAGGAAGGAAACGGACCAGUGUACUCAUUCGAGAACUUAAAAGAAUGUGAGGAGGCACCCUUCAGUGCUGCACACUUCCGCUUUUCAAGAGUAGAAGGGGACCGCUACGAUUACAACACUGUGCCGUUCAACGAAGAUGACCCAAUGAGUUGGACAGAGGACUACCUGAGCUGGUGGCCCAAACCCAUGGAAUAUCGGGCCUGCUACAUUAAGGUGAAAAUCAAUAGCCCACAUGAAAUCAAUGUGCGAUCACGCAACAUGGGUGGCACCCAUCCUAAGACGGUUGGCCAGCUGUAUGGUCUUAGGGACACUCGCAGCAUCCGGGACAUGGACCAGACAGGUGUAUCAGCAGUCUGCCUGGAGUUCAAGUGCAGUGGAAUGCUGUAUGACCAGGAACGUGUAGAUCGUACCCUGGUUAAGGUGAUACCACAAGGUAGCUGUAAGAGAGAUAAUGUCAAUUCAAUACUCCAGGAAUACCUGGUCAACCACCUGCCCCUAGCUGUUAACAAUGAUACCAAUGAGUUUACUAUGCUGGCACCUCUUGACCCUCUAGGCCAUAACUACGGAAUUUAUACGGUGACAGACCAGGAUCCCCGCACAGCCAAAGAGAUUGCACUUGGACGCUGUUUUGAUGGUACUUCUGAUGGUACGUCUCGUGUCAUGAAGAGCAAUGAUGGUGUAGCGCUUACAUUCACCUGUGGAGAUCGUGAAGUGACACGUCAAAGUGUCUUCCAGGCUCUGCAGAAUCCUCAAUCCUCAUCAGUAACAAGUGUUGUGCGAGGAGAAGGCAGACAGAACCGUCGUCGACAGAGGGCAAACGCACCUCGUAACAGUCGAAGGCGUAGCACCAGAAACCCUCUAGGAAAACGUAAGGCAUCUAGCUAAAUAUGAACAUAGCAAACCGUGGCUCCAAGUGGAGACCAAUUCAAAAUCUGCAAUGAGGAUGAGUGGAUGACUUUUACCUUAUUUUUUUAAACAUUACAUAUUGACUUUCGUCAAAUUAACUAAAUAUGUUAACAAAGCUAAGCCUAUUUCUUACUUCUCCCCAUGGAGCGUUUAUUGUUACUGUACUAUUUUCAUCUGUGGUAAAUAUUUACUUGAGUCUGUAAAUAGAGUAUUUAUUGCCCUUAAAAUCAGUUAUCAGUGAACAAGGUGCCAUGUUACUACAUUCAAGUUUUGUUUGAUGCUGUUGAAAAGAAUUGUAACACGUACAUCCUUUUGACCAGUGAUUUAUUAAAUUAGAUGCUUAUAAAACAGUGCAGAUGCUGUAUUUUCCACAUUGUAUGUUUCCAAUUGUCCAUGUAACAAUUAAACUGGUCAAA